CAGUAUUAUUCGGCCGCAUACUCCAAACCAAAAUAACUCUCUGGCCAAUGAUAACAAAAAUUAGCCAAAUCAGUAGCUUUUUGACUUCUUAGCUGUUUAGAUCGUUAUAGUAUGAUUAUUUUGACAUUUUUUGCUUUUGUUGGCAUCUGGACAUGUUUGGCCAAAUUGUAUUAUUGUUUGAAGACGCCAAUGCUGUUAUGGUAUCACAAAUAUCUGAGGAAAGCUGAACCUCUAACAGAGCGGUUUGGCAAAUGGGCAGCUAUUACCGGAUCUACAGAUGGCAUUGGCAAAGAAUAUGCCCUGCAAUUGGCACGUCGUGGUUUUAAUGUGGUUUUAAUUGCCAGAAAUGAAGAAAAGCUUCAAAAUGUGGCCAAGGAAAUUGAAAAUAAUUUUGGUGUGGAAGUUAUGACCAUACAGGUUGAUUUUUCUCACGGACCCGAAAUCUAUCCAAAACUUUUUGAGGAGUUGUCGAAAAAACCCAUUGGGUUGCUUGUCAACAAUGUUGGCAUCUACACCGAUAAGCCCAAUCUCAUGUGGUCCUACCCGAACAAACUUAUCUGGGAUAUGAUUUAUGUCAACAUGGCUGCAGCCACUGAAAUGAGUCUUCACUUUGUCCGAGUCUGGCAAGCCGAUGGAACAAGAGGUUGCAUUGUAAAUAUAUCCUCAUGUCUGGAAUCACAUCCAACACCUUAUGGGGGCAUAUAUAGUGCCACCAAGGCCUAUAUGCGUAAUUUUACCACAACGUUGCAGCAUGAAGUUCGGCACUUGGGUAUCACCGUACAAUUACUGUCGCCCUUCUUUGUGUCUACGAAACUUUUGGAUUUUUCAACGUGGUUGCGAAGAGGUAAUAUUUUUAUUCCAUCCUGUGAUGUUUAUGUCCGGCAUGCCAUACGGACGUUGAGUAAAGUUGAUGCAACCACUGGGUAUUUUUGGCACAGCAUACAUGAUAUGUUAUUUAGGUUGGUGCCAUAUCAACAUCGGCCCAAAGUUAUGGCCUUCUUUGGGAAAUGCUUUAUCGACGAUUUUACGGAGAUUAAUGCACAACUUAACAACGAGAAAGUAGUGAAUGCUAAAAACGAUAACAGUCAAACGAGAUAACUAUACGACCGCAAUGUUAGCUUCCAGCGCAGUUGAAGGCCAUAACUCGUGUCCAAGGUGA
Molecule: messenger RNA, 1159 nt
Organism: Musca domestica (house fly)
Lineage: Eukaryota; Metazoa; Arthropoda; Insecta; Diptera; Muscidae
Product: inactive hydroxysteroid dehydrogenase-like protein 1
Exons: 5
Coding region: 112-1098 (328 amino acids)
Cellular component (GO): endoplasmic reticulum
Molecular function (GO): oxidoreductase activity
Source: RefSeq, a predicted model, not a curated record